Molecule: messenger RNA, 666 nt
Organism: Zonotrichia albicollis (white-throated sparrow)
Lineage: Eukaryota; Metazoa; Chordata; Aves; Passeriformes; Passerellidae
Product: interferon-induced transmembrane protein 1
Cellular component (GO): plasma membrane
Source: RefSeq, a predicted model, not a curated record
GCAUGGAGGAGAUGCCCCGGAGCACCACGGUGCUGGUGGAGGAGACGCAGCAGCAGCAGCAGCCGCCGCCGCGGGACCACCUGGUGUGGUCCCUGUUCACCACCCUGUACGGCAACUUCUGCUGCCUCGGCCUCCUGGCCUUCGUCUUCUCCGUCAAGUCCAGAGACCGCAAAGUGCUCGGUGACUACAGCGGGGCCCUGAGCUACGGCUCCACGGCCAAAUGCCUGAACAUCACGGCCCUGGUGAUCAACAUCGUCAUCGUCGUCCUCGUCAUUGUCUUCGUCUCCCUGGCCUUAGCCGGGGUCUUCAGCCACCGCCAGCCGUAUGGGGGAUAUGGAUACGGGUACGGCUCCACCUAAGUGCCUGCCCUCCUUGUCCUCGGGCUGUGCUUCCUUCUUGGGGCUGGAGCCAAAAUCCACGACAAUCCACCACAAUCCACGUGCCUCGCCCGGAGCUCGCUGCUCUCCUGUCCCUGUCCCUCCCCACUCGGAGCUCUCGUGGUGGCUGGAGCUGCCUGGGGAUGGACAUGGCGCCCCCGAGAGCAGCUGAGCACCCCAGCCCUGCCACAGCCUGCUUGGAGCCCCAGCUGCCUCAAAACAAUGCUGAGGAGGAGCUCCUGGUUCAGAGAAACCCUGCUCCCUGAAAUAAAUGUUUUUUUUACUUUUG